UGGUUCGGGGCUUUAUCCGGUCCCGGUCCCGAGCAGGCCGGACCGGACCCAUGGGGCACAGCGGGCCGGAACCGGGAGCUCCUGAGGCCGCAGCGGGAGCCCCACGCCGCCGCCGAGGGGCAAACAUGUCUGCUCCGGGGCUGCGCGCGUGCUUACGCCGGUCUAAGCGCGUGCACUCUAUGCAGUGACAGGUAGAGCGCGUGCAGCGUGAGGUUCGGUCCGGUUCUGGGUUCUGUUUGGCUGCAGGUUCGGUCUGCAGGGUCCAAUAGCUGCAUGCUCCAUCAGCGGACUGCAAGUCCCAGAAUCCUUUGCGGGAAUCCUGGGAAAGUUUUCCGGAUCCAGGAUGAGAUUCUGAAGGAGCGAGGGGUUUCCGGUUCUGAUCUCUGGUCCAAACUGUCAGCUCGGCUCCUAAAGAGGUUCGGGUUACCAUGACAACCAACCAGAGGCCAGCCGAGCCGACAUGCUCCGUCCAGCUGCAGAGCACGGUGGAGGCUCCCGCAUGGUGUGGGGUUGAGUUAAUGCAGCGCCACCUGGAGGCUCCGGGCAGCAUGACGGCACUUCUCCUCUGACAUGUUUGUUUCUCCUCCAGGUGAUUUGAUCAGUCCAUUGAUUGAUGAUUGGCAGCUCAUCAGGUGAUUGGCUCAUGGUAACAACCAAUCAGCAUGGACUCUGAGGCCACGCCCCCAAACCGCAGGACUCAUCCCAAUUGGCCAUGGUAGCAGAGGGGACGCCUUAUCCUAAGAUGGAGCAAUUGGAUGAGCUGAGCUUAGGGGCGGGGCUUGAAGUGGCAGAGGAAGCAGGAUGUGGUGAGGAGGAGGAGCUCUGUGACCAGCCUGAACCGGCUGUGGAGGACGCUCCGCCGGACGCCAAGAUGGAGGACGCUCCGAAGGACGCCAAGAUGGAGGACGCUCCGCCGGACGCCGUAACGAUGGAACAGUGCUGGAGGCGGCAGUUCCCGGACCUCCGGCGCUGCUCGGUCGUCCUCCUCAAGCUUCCUGCGGAGACGCUGCGGCCCUGGCGGUGGGGCGGAGCGGAGAGGAGGCGGAGCCAGCGCGUCAGGUCACGUGACCUGCGGUCCGGCUGGGACUGGAUGGAGCCGCUGGACCCGGAGAACGGCGGCGUCGGAACCCGAGCCUUCAUCAAGAAGGUGGAGGUGAACGCCCCUGAAGAUGAGCCUGGGAAACCCCAGAGCCGGCUGAGGCUGACGCGAUGCCUGGAGCCGCCCUCUGGCCCCGCCCACCCAGAUGACGGUCCCGCCCUGGGUGAGCAGCCACAGAGCGACCACACCUACUGCCUGGGCUUCAAUACACCUGAGAGCAGCAGCCAAUCUCUGGAGGACAGGCCGCCGUCCCGGUUCUUCAGCUGGGCACAAAGAGACGGAGACGGCCGCUGCUCACCUGCAGAGAAGAAGAAUGUGCCGAGUGUGGUGCUGAGGAAGGUGACAGGUGAUCAGUGGGUCCUCAGGACUGGAUCUGUUAAAGAAGAGGAAGAGGAGAAUGAAGAGAAGGUUCAGACGAAGAACAGGAAGAGAGACGAGACUUCAGCAUCAGGACAGAAGAUGCGCCGCCAGGCCUGCCGGAGCUGCGCUGCGUGCCUGAGGGAGAACUGCGGCGUUUGCACGUUCUGCCGCGACAUGAGGAAGUUUGGCGGUCCGUCCCGCAUGAAGCAGAAGUGUGUGAGGCGGCGCUGCCUGCUGCUGAGCACGCGGAAACAGCCGACCAGGCAGCAGAACCGACCCGGGGAGCAGACGGAACCGCCCGACCCGGUCCGACCUGGAGACGACACCGACUGUCCGGACGCCCAGCGGGACGGCGUCCGCCGCUGGAGACACGAGAGGACGGCAGGGAGGCGAGAGGAGAUGAGGAAGAGGAUGUGGAUGAAGAGGAGGCGGGGCCAAAGGGGCGGAGCCUCCGAGACCCGGAACGGCAGGAUCGGUCCGCUGAUGAAGAGCGAGGAAGAGGAGACGCCAUUGUCCCACUGGCGCCAGGUCACUGGAGGCAGUGGGACCAGUUCAGCUCCAACUGGGACUCACCUGCAGUGGAACCUGACCCUGGACAGCGGCCACCUGUCCUCCGCCGUCCUCUCUGACUCCGCCCUCACCUGUCUGUCCGGCCUGCUGCCUCAGGACGGAUCCGUCCUCCACGUCUCCACAGGCCUCACCUUCAUCCCUCAUCCUCUCCCUCACCUCGCUGCCAUCCAAUCGCCCGAGCCGAAGGAGGAGGAGCAGCCAAUCAGCGUCGAGCAUUACGGCAGGGAGGCGGAGCUUCGGACCGGGACGUCUGAGGGGGGCAAGUUCUACGAAGUGGAGGUGGAGCUGCCGGACCCUGAGUCCGACCAGAACACCAUGACAACAUCAUCACCGGCGCGCUCUGACAUCACUGCUGACAUCACUACUGACAUCACUACUGACAUCACCUGCAGGCGGCCGGACUUUAUUUCAUUGGAACCGCAGGGGUUCUGCCUGUUGGGGGGCGGAGCCAGCCACGCAGGGGGGCGGGGCUUGUUCCAUCUGCUGAAGUCGCUGAGGAGGACAGUGCUGCCAGCGCAUUGGGUCGCCGUGAUGGCUGCAGGACCGGAGCUGCAGCUGCUGCAGUGCUGCAGGCUGUCCUCCAUGAGGGACGCCAUCGUCCACGUCCAAUCAGAUCGCAGCUUCCGGGUCAGCGUGCGGUCCCGUCCGCUGCCUGACGGCCACCGCCUCUACAGGAAGUGCGCUCACAGAGUCUCUCACCUGAGCCAGCUGGUGUCUCUGCUGCUGGAUCUGGAGCGACUCGCUGUCUGCCGUGGCUGCAGGGUUCAGGCGGCGUCCCGUCGGCUGCCACUCCGCUCCGCAGACUGCCACCUGCUAUUGGCUCCGCCCUUCCACACCUGCCUGCCGUGCCUGCUGGAGGAGGAGGAAGAGGAGGGUGAAGAUGAAGAUGGAGCCAUGGUGGAGGAGUUCCAGUCUUGUUAAAGCGCCUCACCAUGUUGGGCUGGGGCUUCUGGGUAAUGGAGUCCAUCAGCUCCAAACGUUUCUACCUCAGGUUUUUACUACUGAACAGUUCAUCAGAACCGAGUCCGGACCGGACCGCUGGGUGUUUCUGAAUGUUACUGAAUUUCUGAAACAUUCAUAAACUCUGAAUGUUUCUGUUGGUCCUAAAGAGAUUUUUCUACUUUUGAUACGUUUAUAAAGAGUUUUUCAGAAAUGCCA
Xiphophorus couchianus (Monterrey platyfish) is the source of this 3187-nucleotide messenger RNA. RefSeq lists its product as uncharacterized. The transcript has 14 exons. Gene Ontology annotation, molecular function: zinc ion binding; DNA binding. Lineage: Eukaryota; Metazoa; Chordata; Actinopteri; Cyprinodontiformes; Poeciliidae. The record is from RefSeq and is a predicted model, not a curated record. Bases 713 to 2950 code for a protein of 745 amino acids.